GAAGAAGAAGGAAGGGAGGAAGAGGAGCAGCUGUUUGUUACUUUGACCUGUUGUUGUUGUUGUUUUCUUCCUCUCCGUUUCUCUCUCCGGUACAGACCCGUGGCGUCUCCAUGGCGACCCGCCGGAUGUUGGAGGUGUACCUGGACCUGUUGUCGCAGCCGUGCCGCGCGGUGCACAUCCUGCUCAACACCACCAACAUCCCGCACACCGUCCGCACUGUGGCUCUGCGGAGAGGAGAGAACAGGACUCCAGAGUUCACCAAACUGAACCCGAUGCAAAAAGUUCCUGUGAUGGUGGACAACGACUUCGUCCUUACUGAGAGUGACGCCAUCCUGAAGUACCUGGCCACCAAACACAAUGUCCCGGAGCACUGGUAUCCACGGCAACCAGAGAGACGAGCCAGAGUGGACGAGUACACGGCGUGGCAUCACACCAACACACGACCACACGCCGCCAAAGUGUUUAUACUGGAGGUGCUCCUCCCGGCUCAGAGCGGCUCUCAGGUGGACGAGGGGCGUCUGGCUCGUGCUCUGUCUCAGCUGGACGACACUCUGGAUAAACUGGAGACCAUGUUCCUCCGCAGACAGCCCUUCCUGUGUGGUGAUGACAUCACUGUAGCCGACCUGCUCGCCAUCUGUGAGCUCAUGCAGCCUCUGGGAGGGGGCAGAGACGUCCUGCAGCAGCGUCCACAGCUGCAGCGCUGGAAGAGCAGAGUCCAGUCGGCCGUCGGCGAGUCGUUCGACCGUGCUCACGCCGUGCUGUACAGCAUCAGAGACCGUCGCAAAGCCAAGCUGUGAUGUCACAUGGAGGAGGGGCGGGAGGAGUCAAUCAUUCAGUCAUUUGAUGAUGAUGAUGAUGAUGAUGAUGAUGAAGAGGACAGGUGUGUCUGAUCAGUUCAGUCUAUGUGAAGUUUUUCUGUUUUCAUUAAACCUUAAAUCAAUAAUUACAAAUAUCAGCUGACAGGAAAACAUGACGGUCACAUGAUCCACGUCUUCAGUUUGAUUCAUAACUUUAUUUAAACAAAUAAAAACAAACAAAUGGCUUCAGUCAAACUUGUGAUUGUAAAUAAAAUGUCUCAGAAUCAGCUGACAGGUUCAAUAAUUUUAUGAAUGAUAAUAAAUGUAACAAAUAAAGUUUAUUUUCACGUUG
Molecule: messenger RNA, 1149 nt
Organism: Epinephelus lanceolatus (giant grouper)
Lineage: Eukaryota; Metazoa; Chordata; Actinopteri; Perciformes; Serranidae
Gene: gstt2
Product: glutathione S-transferase theta 2
Biological process (GO): glutathione metabolic process
Cellular component (GO): cytoplasm
Molecular function (GO): glutathione transferase activity
Source: RefSeq, a predicted model, not a curated record